This is a messenger RNA of Triticum turgidum subsp. durum (durum wheat), 1377 nucleotides long. The record is from the annotation of a GenBank genome assembly. Lineage: Eukaryota; Viridiplantae; Streptophyta; Magnoliopsida; Poales; Poaceae.
AUGCCGUCCGGGUCUACGCAGUUCCGGUACACACAGACGCCGUCCAAGGUGCUGCACCUACGGAACAUGCCGUGGGAGAGCACUGAGGAGGAGCUCGUCGAGCUCUGCAAACCAUUCGGCAGGGUUGUGAACACCAUGUGCAACGUCGGAGCCAACCGCAACCAGGCCUUCGUGGAGUUCGCAGAUCAAAACCAGGCAAUUUCAAUGGUUUCAUAUUAUGCUUCAUCUUCAGAACCUGCCCAAGUUCGUGGUAAAACUGUAUAUAUCCAGUAUUCAAAUAGGCAAGAAAUUACAAACAAUAAAGGCACUGGUGAUUCUUCUGGCAAUGUCCUGCUUGUCACCUUUGAAGGUGUCCAGCCUAAUGAUGUUAGCAUAGAUGUUAUCCAUUUGGUAUUUUCUGCUUUUGGGUUUGUUCACAAGAUAGCAACGUUUGAGAAAGCCGCUGGUUUCCAGGCACUUAUCCAAUAUACUGAUGCUCCAACUGCUCUAGAGGCAAAAAAUUCGUUAGACGGAAGAAGCAUACCGAGGUAUCUACUGGCUGAACACGUCAGCAUUUGUCACCUGCGCAUAACAUUUUCUGCGCACAAAGAUUUGAAUAUUAAAUUUCAAUCACAUCGCAGCAGGGAUUACACAAAUCCUUAUCUUCCUGUUAAUCCAACUGCAAUCGAGGGAAUCACACAGCCCAUAUUAGGCUCUGAUGGGAAGAUUAAGGAGCCAGAGAGCAAUGUACUUUUAGCAUCAAUCGAGAACAUGCAGUAUGCUGUGGGAGUGGAUGUUCUACACACUGUGUUCUCUUCUUUUGGUGCUGUCCGAAAGAUUGCAAUGUUCGAGAAGAAUGGUGGAAUGCAGGCUCUAAUUCAGUAUCCAGAUAUAACAACAGCAGGAGUUGCUAAACAAGCUCUGGAGGGGCAUUGCAUAUAUGAUGGUGGUUACUGUAAGCUUCAUCUGUCAUACUCUCGUCAUACUGAUCUGAAUGUGAAGGCACAUGACGAGAGAAGCAGAGACUACACCGUCUCGGAUCCUAGUGCUCAGGUACAAGCUGCAGGUCAAGCCCCUGGUCUAAGCACUCCUGGAGCAGCAUGGCAAAGCACCACGCCUGCUGCUUUUUAUGGAAGCUCAGCAGGACCGACCUCUAUCGGACAAGCGCCAGCCUGGAAUCCUAACAUGCAGCGAGGGGCAUUUGCACCUGCAUCAACCUCGUACCCUACCCAAUUAUUGAUGGCAAACCCAGGCCCGCACUUUCCAGCAGUCGGAUCAAGCUCUGGUGCUCCUCCGAUGUUGUACCAAGCUUCGCAGCAGAUGGCACAUUAUGGCACAGCCCCUGCUGCUCUGCCUCAUGCAGCCUUGUCUGGCGAACCGAUGUACUUCCCAAAAUGA